Molecule: messenger RNA, 1133 nt
Organism: Cylicocyclus nassatus
Lineage: Eukaryota; Metazoa; Nematoda; Chromadorea; Rhabditida; Strongylidae
Source: the annotation of a GenBank genome assembly
AUGAUGAUCGUACCCUACAUCGUACUGGCAGCUGCGGGUGCCAUGGCUGUCAAGGCCACCCCGUUUGAUGAACAAAACGAACAAGAGAUGGAAGAUUAUUUGAACAGUGGUCAACCAUUGUUCGAGACUGGAGCCCCUACAAUGUCUUCUGAGGAUUUUGAAUCGCGAAUCAUGGAUCCGGAAUACUUGGAUUUGAAAGAGGGAAAAUUGCCGAGAACGGCGCUGAUUGAGCUUGCGGCAGGGCAAAAUAAAACUAUCCCACCCAGCUUUGAUGCGCGUGAGAAGUGGCCUGAGUGUAAGUCCAUAAGGCUCGUUCGCAACCAGGCCAAUUGUGGAUCAUGCUGGGCAGUCUCAGUAGCCUCGGUCAUGUCAGAUAGACUGUGUAUUGCUUCCAAUCAAAGUACUCAAACCUUACUAUCUGCUACUGACAUCCUAUCUUGUUGUGAUGAAUGCACUCCACAGCCCUGUGCUGGAUCAAACCCGCUCUAUGCGUGGGCAUACUUACAGUCACAUGGAGUUUGUUCUGGAGGACCGUAUAACAGAAAGAGUGUAUGCAAACCGUAUGUAUUCCGCCCAUGUAGUUACAGCAAGAAAGAGAAAAUGCAUUAUGGACCAUGCAAUUACAAUAGAACUUCGCCAAAACCAAUGUGCCUAAAAAAAUGCUUGCAAGAUUAUAAGAAGUCUUACACUGAAGAUAAAGUAUACGGCAAUUAUUAUAAAGUUUCGGAUGAUGAAAGAGAAAUCCAGAAGGAAAUAAUGACGUAUGGACCUGUUCAAGCUAGUAUGGCAGUGUACGACGAUUUUCACAAGUAUAAGAACGGAAUAUAUUAUCACAAACGUGUAUCUGGCGAAAAGUUAAAGGGCGUUCAUGCCGUCAAGAUCAUUGGCUGGGGAGUAGAAGAAGUCGAAGGUGUCAAUAAUAAAAAAUUCAAUAUGAAGUACUGGCUAAUUUCCAAUUCGUGGGGCGCUGAUUGGGGAGAAGACGGACUCUUCCGCAUUGUUCGCGGUGCAAAGAAAUUUAAUUGUCAAAUUGAAUGGAUGGUCAAUGCCGGUCAUCCGAAAACCCAGUGAAUUCUUUGCUUAACGCACUUUUGAAUAAAUUCUCCUCUAUGCAAACUAAUGGAAAAAUAAGA